Messenger RNA from Fragaria vesca subsp. vesca, 1968 nucleotides. RefSeq names its product ankyrin repeat-containing protein At5g02620-like. NCBI's taxonomy places the organism in Eukaryota, Viridiplantae, Streptophyta, Magnoliopsida, Rosales, Rosaceae. The transcript has 6 exons. Gene Ontology annotation, molecular function: protein binding. The record is from RefSeq and is a predicted model, not a curated record. Bases 1 to 1968 code for a protein of 655 amino acids.
AUGGCUAACCCACAAGCACAAAAGAUAUCACCUGCCGGGAUUCAAUUGUCCACGGGUAACUGCGAUUCAGCAACUGGGAUAUACAACCAAUCAGCACACAUCGCCGUCGACAUGUCGACUGAUUCGGCUCAACCUAACAGACCUUUGUCUUAUCUACUAGAACAUGCAAAUAGAGAAGAGUACCUUAAGACAUGUGUUCCCCUCUACAAGUAUGCACUAAAGGGCGAUUGGGAAGAUGCAGAACGAAUCUUGAAAAGGGACAGGAAUCUUCUGAGAGCUAGCAUAUCUAGAGGAUAUGAAACAGUCCUUCAUGUUGCAGCAGGAGCAAGACGUGUUCACUUUGUGGAGAAACUGAUCAGCAUGAUGGACGAAGAAGAUUUGGCACUGCAGGACGUAAAUGGAAACACUGCCUUAUGUAUUGCUGCCGCGGCUGGAUCUCUAGACAUUGUCCAGAUUUUGUUACAGGAGAACAAGUCUUUACUAUCGAUUCGAGGCGGUAAAGAUAUGACACCAACCUAUAUAGCUGUCGUGUUCGGACAGUCGGAAAUUGCAUGGCACCUGUACAAGUACCCUGGAAGUGACAAGAUGUUGGAGAAAACAGACCGCGAAAACUUGUUCUUUUCUUCCAUCAGCAAUGGUUUGUAUGAUUUGGCCUUAGAGUUGCUGAAUGAUGAUAGAACAUUAGCAACAGCACGUACUGCAUCGCAGAAAUAUAAAACGGCCUUGCAUAUAUUGGCACGAAGGCCUUCGGCAUUUGGUGGCAGCCAAAGUCCAGGAAUGUGGAGUAGACUCAUUAAAUCAUGUUUGAUGAAGUUUUCUUGCAAAGGAAAGUUAAAUCAAGCUGAUGAAGCACUUCAGCUGGUCCAACGCCUUUGGGAAGAAAUUUUGAAAGAUGAGCAUGAAGACGUGAUGAGGCUGAUCAAAUAUCCUACAAAUUUAUUAUUUGACGCUGCGGAAUUAGGGAAUCAUGAGUUCCUGGCAGAGCUUAUGAGCUCAUAUCCUGAGUUAGUAUGGGAAACUGAUGACAGAAAUAGAACCAUAAUCCAUGUCGCAGUUCUGCAUCGUCAUGCAAGUAUCUUCAAUCUAGUGCAUGAAAUAGGCUCAAUCAAAGACGUCAUAGUAACAUUUGCUGAUGAUCAGGGUAACAACAUUGUGCAUAUGGCUGCAAAAUUGGCACCUCAAAAUCAAUUAAAUCUCGUGUCAGGCGUAGCUCUUCAAAUGCAUCGAGAGUUGGUAUGGUUUGAGGAAGUCAAAAGAAUUGUUCAACCUCAGUACAUAGAGAUGGAAAACCAGCAAGGAAAAACACCUCAAGAACUAUUCACAAAGGAGCAUAGGGCGCUAAUGCGUCAAGGAGAAUCAUGGAUGAAGGACACUGCAGCUUCAUGCUUGCUCGUUGCGACUAUUAUUGCAACUGUAGUGUUUUCAGCUGCGUUUAGCAUACCGGGUGGCACAGAUGAUCAUACCGGAAAGCCGAAUUUCUUCAAAGCAAAAAUGUUCUUAUACUUCACCAUAGCCGACGGACUAGCACUCUUUUCGUCUUCAACUGCAAUGCUGAUGUUCUUGUUCAUACUGACCUCACGGUAUGCAGAAAACGAUUUUCUCAACUCCUUACCGCUGAAGUUGAUGAUAGGACUCACUUCCCUGUUCAUCUCUAUCGCAUCGAUGAUGAUGGCUUUCAGCACCGCCUUCUAUUUGUCGUGUCAAUAUGAAUCAAGAUGGCUUUCAGAAUUUACAUUUUUAUUUGCACUUGUCCCAGUUGCUUUGUUUGGGUUUAUGCAAUUCCCUCUCGAAGAGGAGGAAGAGGAGAUAGAGGAGGAGCUUGCAGAUGUGACCUUUGGGGAUUUGCAGAAGGCGCGAUCCAACGGCUCGCAUGUCUUGUUGCCUCCUCACCCUAAAAAUGACAAGAAGAAGGCUGCCCGAGCUAACAAGAACCGGUAUUGCUUUAUACUUAUUUAUUUACUUUUGUAA